AUGAAGUCCGCUCUACUCCUGGCGUUGACCGUGGCGGCCAACGCGGCAGCCAGCCCGCGCGUGACGGAUCCUGAGACCCAGGUCACUUACGAAGGGAUAUCGAGGAAUGGUCUCGAUGUCUUUCUGAACAUCCCAUAUGGCCAGGACACGAGCGGCGAGCACAGGUUCAAGCCCCCUCGGCCAUAUGUGCCCGAGGAAGGAUCGACGAUCAUGGCCAGAUCAUUCGGGCCCGCCUGUCCCCAGGAGACCGGCAAUCCAAACUUUCCCUUGACGUUGUCAAAUAUCUUCGAUAUCUCUGAAGACUGCCUUAAUUUGAAUAUUGUUCGACCCCCGGGCUUGUCGUCCGACUCCAAGUUACCCGUUAUGAUUUACAUCCACGGAGGCAAGCAGUUUUAUGCCGAGUUGGUUGGUUUCUGGACUGGCUCAAAUGCCGACCUCUCCUACGAACCGGAUGGAAUGAUUCUGGAGUCUAUGAAAAAUGAGAUGCCCAUCAUUCAUGUCUCGAUCAAUUACCGCUUGGGAUUGUUCGGGUUCGCCAUCUCAGAUGCUCUUAGAGAGGAAAAGUCGACCAACGCCGGUCUAAGGGACCAGCGACUGGCUUUCGAGUGGGUUCGCGACAACAUCGAGGUUUUUGGAGGGGAUCCAUCGAAAGUUACAAUAUUCGGCCAAUCUUCCGGAGGCCUUGCGGUUGGCCUCCACACCAUGGCAUAUGGUGGCACAAAGCCGGUACCGUUCCAACAGGGCAUUUGUCAGAGCCAGGCUCUCGAACCCGGAAUUACCGGUGACUUCACUAUCAAUGAAAUGAAGCUGGUCGCCGGCGCCACUGGCUGCAAUACCACCGAUCUGCACUCCCCAGAAACCAUUGCUUGUCUGCGUGACUUUGACACGGAGCCCCUAUUGAAUAAGUCUAUCGAGGUCCACGUGGCCGACAUCUCCAACAAUAUUGGAGACUCCUGGCUGCCGACGGUAGACGGUGAUUUUCUACCAGAUGCACCGUCAACUCUCGUUUCCGAAGGUCGCUUCGCGAAAGUGAGGACAAUGAUUGGAUGGACCGAGGAAGAUGUCACGUAUUACACACCCCAGGAAAUUUAUACGGAAGAGGAUACAUUCAACUUUGUCUCCAGCUAUCUCCCUGCGAUGACGGAUGACUCGGUCAAGUCAUUACUUGAGCUUUAUCCGAGCUCCGAUUUCUCUGACGAUCCAACGGCUAACCGCACUGCGCAGUUCUACCGUUCGGCCAGAAUGUUCAGAGAUAUCAUCAUGACAUGCAUGCCAAUCUGGUAUGGAGAGAAUUUGGCGCGGAAAGAUAUCGACGUUUACUUGUAUGACUUCAACCAGACUCUUGUCGCCCCAAUCCUGGCUGCGAUAGGCAGCCCCGGCCUCGGUGCGAUCCACACAUCUGAGUUCGCAUACGUAUUUGGCAACAUUUCUCACUAUGACAUUCCCGGAUACCCUUUCGACCCGGUCGACUCUGACCGCCGUCUUGCGAUCGAAGCUUCACGGUCUUGGUCAUCCUUCGCCAGUGUCGGCCGUCCGUCCGUUCGGGGAAAGGAGACUUUGAAAGGAUGGGAAAAAGCAUUCGCGAGAGGUAACAACACGAGUAUUUAUGUGGCUGGAGGCCCGUCGGCAGGUUUAUCGCCGUGGGAUGGCCGUCGGGCAAAGCCAGCUAUCCGCGCACAGAAACUUCGCGAGCGGUGCAUGUUCUUGAACUCCCCGGAAAUCAGAGAGCAGAUGCAGUUUUAAGAAAGCAUCUUUUUCAGUACACUGUCGUGUCACUUGCUCAAGCCGCCAGGCGAAUGACUCGGGUUAGCGUACCUAUAGAUGUGACAGGUCAAAUGAUUCUCACGAUGUGAUAAGGGCGGUGCAUGUGUGUACGUAUGUAUGUAUAUAGUUAAAUUUGAGACCGGUUUUUGCACAAGAGAGGAGAACGUCUGCAUUUUUGACUGGACGCGCCCCUGGUGGGCACGAAACUAGUUCGGUUAAUUUGUACGAGGGCUUCAGCAAUCGGAGAGUUUGAAUGCCUAGAAUGCAGGGCAUCUUCCGCUGAAAUGCUGAUUCGCAGCAGGAGACCCAUGUCACUCCGGAGAGGGGCGGGGGGCAGCAAGUACAUACAGCCCAGAAAGCAGCAUUGUCCGAACAGAUUACAAUGUAUGACAUUGAGAUACA
Coccidioides immitis RS is the source of this 2166-nucleotide messenger RNA. RefSeq lists its product as uncharacterized. Gene Ontology annotation, molecular function: carboxylic ester hydrolase activity. Bases 1 to 1743 code for a protein of 580 amino acids. The record is from RefSeq and is a predicted model, not a curated record. Lineage: Eukaryota; Fungi; Ascomycota; Eurotiomycetes; Onygenales; Onygenaceae. The transcript is spliced from 4 exons.